UUGGGCAUCAACUGAAAAACAGAGGAAGGCGGCGAGGCGCCGAACCGGACGACGAUACUAUAAGAGCAGGACAGAUGCAGGGCAGCAUUUCAGCAAGUUGCAGCCUUUUAUAGACGAUAAGAACCCCUCUAUCUCUCUCUAUCUCUAACUUUCUCUCUCUAGAGGCAAUGCAAGAGAUGUUGCACAAUCUCAACCCUUCUUCUUCCUCCAACCUCUCCGUCCUUGAAAGGCAGAGAGCUCGUCUGCAAACGCAACAGAGCUUCGAAUCCUAUAACGAAAUCAACAGAUUGAGCAUCGAAAACUUCAUUUCUGUUCCCAUUUCACCUCAGAAUCUGCAAACCGAUCAGUAUUUCUGCGCCGAUUCUUCUUCAAAGGCCAAAAAGGAAGGAGCUUUAAAGAAGAGAAAGGCAUGGAAGUCUAUUAAGUUGGGUGGUAUUGAAGACGAGGUGAAGAAGAAGAAGAAGAGGAAGGUUGACGUCUCGCCGGAGAAAUUUGAACACGGUGGAGCGGCAGCGGCGGAGGAGGCGCCACCACCGCCGAAGGGGGACUUCAUUCACGUUCGAGCUCGGCGAGGUCAGGCAACCGACAGCCAUAGCUUGGCGGAGAGGGUGAGGAGAGAGAGAAUUAGUGAGAGAAUGAAGUAUCUGCAAGGGUUGGUGCCAGGAUGUAAUAAGAUUACUGGAAAGGCGGGAAUGCUUGAUGAAAUUAUCAACUACGUUCAAUCAUUACAGAGACAGGUUGAGUUUUUAUCUAUGAAGUUGGCAACUGUAAAUCCUUGGAUAGACUUCAACAUUGAUAGCUUCUUCCCAAGACAGGUGAACUUGGGCUGUAACCCUAGCAUGACUAGGGUUAAUGUGUCACCUGAGCUGGUUGAGCCUAAUUACAUUCAAAUUAAUCCAAUGCAUCAUCAAAUGGCUACAAGUUGCGGGGUCGAUAUCGGCGUACAUUUUUUCGAUUUGGCAAUUCGACAGAGCUUGAGUUCACCUCUUAAUGUUCACGAUAUAUUGUUGGAUCCAUCCGUCAAUGUUCACAGAUCAAGUUGGGAUGGCAAUUCUCAGAACAUUUGUGAUUUAGAGUUCCAUCAGUUGCCAUUACAAUCUUUAUCAGAUUGCUAUUCACCAUGCAAUUUUGAAGAUGGAGAUGUGAAAGAGAGAAAAUGUUAACUUUUUAACUAAUGAGGCUUAUAUCCACUCGAAA
Molecule: messenger RNA, 1197 nt
Organism: Phalaenopsis equestris
Lineage: Eukaryota; Viridiplantae; Streptophyta; Magnoliopsida; Asparagales; Orchidaceae
Product: transcription factor bHLH62
Exons: 8
Coding region: 168-1163 (331 amino acids)
Biological process (GO): regulation of DNA-templated transcription
Cellular component (GO): nucleus
Molecular function (GO): DNA-binding transcription factor activity; protein dimerization activity
Source: RefSeq, a predicted model, not a curated record